UUUAAGAUUGCGAGUCGCCAGUAAAAGAAGAAGAAGGAGCAGAUCGCUUCUUUGAGUAGCAUUCACCAUCUCUUUUCCAUUCGAUUCGCAUUUAUACAAAGACUUUAACAUCAAGAAGGCUCAAAUGGAAACAGAACGCGAGGAGAACGGCACGGAAAUGCAAACUGAGGUUGAGGCGUCUGCUUAUUCGCUCGCUCUGAAGCUGGAGAACCUCCUCAAUAAGAGCAUGAGGAUCCGGAUGACAGACGGGCGCACGCUGGUGGGACUCUUCCUGUGCACAGACAGAGACUGCAACGUCAUCCUGGGAUCUGCACAAGAGUUCCUCAAAUCCACAGAUUCUUUCUCACAAGGUGAGCCCAGAGUUUUGGGACUGGCGAUGAUCCCUGGCCAUCAUGUGGUUUCUAUAGAAGUGGAAUCUGACAGCCUUCAGAUGACCACCCAUGGACUCUGACAACUUUAGAGACUUUUGGGGUCACCAUAUGGACUACAGAGAAUGUAGUUUCCACAUACACACAUUUUGUCUGCAAAUAUAGAGAUGGCAGUGAAGAUCCACUCUAGCUGGAGUUAUUCACCCCAAAUGGAUUUUUCCUUAUUUUUUAGGGAACUCCAAUUCCAUACACAGUGGGUUGGUCCUCUAUGUUGAAACAAGAAUAAUAACAACAUGAUGUAAACUGUACCUUUUUGUUUGUGUUUUUGCUUGCAUGCAAGUGGUGCACAUUGUGUGUAAAUAUUGAAUAUCUUUCAUAAUCUUUCUCA
Molecule: messenger RNA, 756 nt
Organism: Cyprinus carpio (common carp)
Lineage: Eukaryota; Metazoa; Chordata; Actinopteri; Cypriniformes; Cyprinidae
Gene: naa38
Product: N-alpha-acetyltransferase 38, NatC auxiliary subunit
Cellular component (GO): NatC complex
Molecular function (GO): RNA binding
Source: RefSeq, a predicted model, not a curated record